UUUAUUUUCUUCAUCAGUGCUCGAACGUUGUACGGAGUAUAACUUUACCGCCAUAUGCCUUGAUCUCCAUAUCAAAUUUUAAAAAAACUAUACUGUAUUUAAUAUGAUCUCCAUAAUCUUCUUCUUCUUCACUCUCUUGAUUUCAUUCUCCUUCUUGACCUUAUCUUCAGCAUCGCAGGCCUCUAUCUACGUCACACCACAAACAGUAUCCAAAUCAGGCGACCCAAUAACGAUCAGAUGGUCUGGCAUUGACUCUCCAUCCAAGCUUGACUGGGUCGGGAUCUACUCGCCACCCGAUUCAUCGCACAAGAACUUCAUCGGCUACUUCUUCCUUUCAUCUUCACCCGGAUGGGAGGCCGGAUCUGGAUCCAUUUCCUUCCCACUCGUCAACCUCCGGUCCAAGUUCCAGUUCCGGAUCUUCAGAUGGACAGAGUCCGAGAUCAAUCCAAAGCGCCAAGACCACGACCAGAACCCGCUGCCUGGGACGAAGCAUCUGCUCGCCCUGUCCGAGGAGAUCGGGUUCGAGCCGGGUCGGGGUCCCGAGCAGGUCCAUCUGGCUGUGACGGGCCGGGAGGGAGAGAUGCGGGUCAUGUUUGUCACUCCGGAUGGGAAGGAGAAUUCUGUGAGAUAUGGGUUGACCCGGAGUAAUUUGGAUCGGUUGGUGGGUACCGUGGUAGUGAGGUAUGAAAGGGAGGAUAUGUGUGAUACUCCAGCUAAUAACAGUGUUGGAUGGAGAGAUCCUGGGUAUAUACAUGAUGGGGUUAUGACCAAUCUGUCAAACGGGAAAAGAUAUUAUUACCAGGUUGGCAGUGAUGAGGGAGGUUGGAGCACAACUCACUCUUUUGUGUCACCUCCAGGCGUAGACUCAACAGAGACAAUAGCUUUCUUAUUCGGAGACAUGGGGACCGCAACAUCUUACACCACCUUUGUACGCACCCAAAACGAGAGCAUAUCAACAAUUAAAUGGAUUAGCCGUGACAUUGAAGCUCUUGGGGAUAAACCUGCUCUUGUGUCCCAUAUAGGUGAUAUCAGCUAUGCUAGAGGCUAUGCUUGGUUGUGGGACAACUUUUUUGCUCAAAUAGAGCCCAUUGCAUCCAAAGUCCCGUAUCAUGUUUGUAUAGGUAACCAUGAGUAUGAUUGGCCUCUACAACCUUGGAAGCCUGACUGGUCUAGCUAUGGAAAAGACGGAGGAGGUGAGUGUGGGGUGCCCUACAGUCUUAGGUUCCAUAUGCCUGGAAAUUCAUCUGAACCGACCGGAAUGCGGGCCCCACCCACCCAGAAUCUUUACUACUCAUUUGAUUUUGGACUCGUGCAUUUCGUUUUCAUGUCGACUGAGACUGAUUUUCUUCAGGGUAGUAAGCAAUAUGAAUUCUUGAAGAACGACUUAGAGUCGGUUGAUAGGAAAAAAACUCCAUAUGUGGUCUUUCAAGGUCAUCGGCCGAUGUAUACUACUAGUUAUGAGUACAGGGAUGCCCCUAUUAGGGAGAGAAUGCUCGAACAUAUAGAACCUAUUCUUGUGAAUAACAAUGUAACUCUUGCAUUGUGGGGUCACGUUCACAGGUACGAGAGAUUCUGCCCGUUGAACAACUUCACAUGUGGAAGCCUAGGCUUGAAUGGGGAGAAGUGGGAAGCUUUCCCUGUGCAUGUUGUGAUUGGGAUGGCAGGGCAGGACUGGCAGCCCAUAUGGGAACCUCGGGCAACCCACCCGGAUGUACCCAUUUUCCCACAACCCGUACGGUCUAUGUACCGUGGAGGCGAGUUUGGCUACACGAAACUUGUCGCUACAAAGGAGAAACUUAAAUUUUCUUAUAUUGGGAAUCAUGAUGGGGAGGUGCAUGAUAUGGUAGAAAUUCUGGCUUCAGGCCAAGUUCUCAAUGGCGAUGGUGGUGAUGGCAUUUGCAGUGCAUUUGAGAAGAGGGAAAAAAACAAUGUCAGAGAAGAGGAUGUGUCUAACGUGAUGAAAGGACAGGCUGAGCCAGCUUUAACAUGGCUUCUCAAAGAUGUUGGCUUACUAGUGAUUGGAGUUGUCAUUGGUUGUGGUAUAGGGUAUGCAAUACAUGUAAGAAAGAGUGCACCAUCUCUGAAAUGGGUUCCCAUAACGGAUGAGGGAUUAUGAGUUCUGGAUUCAGUUUGCGUGCACUCAAAUGGAGGAUGGGUCCCAAAGUCAUCGGAAUGCCCGCCUUUAAAGAAGGUUUGAAUGCUAAGUAAGCUGUGUAAUCGAUUCAUUUGUAUCCUAUUCAUGCCCAGCCCCGGGGAGACGGAGAAGAUCCCGUGGUAUGAGGUUUAGGUGUUGGUACUAUGUGGAGAUAGAUAGUGUACAUAUGAAAAAUCACAGUUCAAUAGUGUUAUACGGAGCAGCAAUUACUAUGGUGAAAGUUGAGACACAUGAAAUCAACUUGGGGUCACUUUUCAUGCUUCUUUUAUCAAUUUAAUUUUAUGUAAGGUACAUAUAUACGUCAAUGUUGAGAUCUAGCAAAUGAAAGUUGAAUAGAGCCCGUUUGGUAGCACGAAAA
Molecule: messenger RNA, 2513 nt
Organism: Cuscuta europaea
Lineage: Eukaryota; Viridiplantae; Streptophyta; Magnoliopsida; Solanales; Convolvulaceae
Source: the annotation of a GenBank genome assembly